Messenger RNA from Camponotus floridanus (Florida carpenter ant), 2953 nucleotides. Its product is annotated as death-associated inhibitor of apoptosis 1. The coding region runs from base 415 to 1641 and encodes 408 amino acids. Gene Ontology annotation, biological process: positive regulation of protein ubiquitination; negative regulation of apoptotic process; regulation of cell cycle. The record is from RefSeq and is a predicted model, not a curated record. Gene Ontology annotation, cellular component: nucleus; cytoplasm. The transcript has 3 exons. Gene Ontology annotation, molecular function: ubiquitin protein ligase activity; cysteine-type endopeptidase inhibitor activity involved in apoptotic process. Lineage: Eukaryota; Metazoa; Arthropoda; Insecta; Hymenoptera; Formicidae.
AAUUUCGAAAGAAUCUUAAUCAUCGCGAUCUUUUGAAACUGGAAUUUUUCGGAAUGAAAAGGAACUGGAAUUUUUAUAUAUCGUACCAUUUUAAGUCUCGGAAUGCUCUCCGAGGCACAUUUUAUCAUUCAUUGGAAAAUUCAAAAAGUUUCCAUCCUUUUCCCGACCUUUCUCGAGGAGAGGAGCGUCGACAUCGGGGGGGACAUCGCCAGCCAAGCGCUCCAAAGGUCCGCCCAUUCUCUGGAACGUUGGGCGUAAUGUAAUAAGAUGAACAGAAAUAGAAGUUAUGUGGCGUGGCAACGUUGCCCAGUGUUGCCGCUAGUGGGCUCUUGUGUCUUUGGUCACGUUCCUUUUCCAGCACGCGGUUUGCGAGACGAAACAUUCUGAAUUUUUCCGCUGCUUUUAACUUAUAAGAUGCGUCCAUUUGCCCACAGAAUUUUGCUUUCUCAAGCAAAACAUAUUUACUUCAAGCUCUUUGAAUUCAUCGAAAGAAUGACCGGGUGCAUUGAACAGUUCAGACUUCCUCUUCCGAACCGUAUACGAUCAGCAGCAUCUAUAUCAUCCCAAUUUAUUGAAAUAUCAGACGAAGUUGACAAUAUUGAUUAUCGAUUUGAGUUAGCUCGGUUAGAGAGCUUCAAGAAUUGGCCAUGUGCAUGGAUGAAACCGGAAAAACUUGCGGCAGCUGGGUUCUAUUAUACUGGCGAAAGUGACAAGGUAAAAUGCUUCGAAUGUCAUGUAGAAAUAUGUCAGUGGCAGCCAGACGACAGUCCAAUGGUCGAUCAUCAGCGAUGGUCCGGAAGAUGUAGAUUCGUUCGUAAUAUCCCAUGUGGCAACGUGCCCAUCGGCGCGGAUCCUAACAUGAUUCCAACACCUAUGUCUAAAGGAUAUGAUGUAUGCGGACCUUACGGUACAAUCUACAUGCCUUUUUCCGGUCCCGAUAACGAAGACUUUACGGAAAACAUGAAAUUUAACUUAGGAUUAUUUAACUCUCCUAUGAGACCAAAGCAUCCUGAAUAUGGCACUUACGAAGCUAGAUUAAGUACAUUUGAAACGUGGCCUAAAGCAAUGUCACAAACUAAAGAAGAAUUAGCAGAGGCUGGCUUUUUCUACACAGGAAAUGGUGAUCAAACAUUGUGCUAUCAUUGCGGAGGAGGACUGAGAGAUUGGGAGCCAGAAGAUGAUCCUUGGGAACAACAUGCUAAAUGGUUCGACUAUUGCUCGUAUUUGCUUAUGACCAAAGGAAAGGAUUAUGUGAACAAGUUCAUUGGAAAGACAUAUGCUAAACCGGAUAUCGUAAAAUCAUGCACAACCACUGAACAAGAUCUGACAUCUAAUGAAGAUGAGUGUAUUGCUGGAAGUUCUCAAAGCUCUACCAAUUCCGAAGACAAAGAGAAUAUAACAUCAUUUAGUACAGGAUCAAGUGAGGCCAAUAUUGAAGAACAAUCUACUGUUAAAGCAUCUUGUGACAAGCCAGUAGACAAAGAUGCAAGAAUGUGCAAAAUAUGCUACAGUAGAGAACUACGAAUGGUAUUUAUGCCAUGUGGGCAUUUAUUGGCUUGUGCAGAGUGUGCAAAGAACAUGAAAAUAUGUGGAGUGUGUCGGAAACCUGUGAAGAUUACCGUACAGGCAUACAUUCCAUAGUGUCUUUAAAGACUGAUAAAAUAAAACUAAAUGACAUGACUCAUGUAGUAUACCGAUCUGCAGGUACAGAUAUUACUAAUGAGAAUUUUAAUUUCCCAUUAGUGGAAUAAAUUUUUACACGUCUCGAUCUAAUAAUGAAAAAUAUUCUGCACUGAUGUGAUGAAUGGGUUUUGUGGAUUGUUAUGCAAAUAAUGUGUUUCUAUAUUCGAAUAUAUAUCGGUAUGUAAUAUGUGAAUAGAAAGCAGCAUAAAACAAAUUGUUAGUCAGUAUGCAAAACAUAUGUGACAUAUCACAGAUUUUUAUAUUAUAAUUAUUAAAUGAUGCGAGAUGUACAGAUCACUUUAUUAUAAAAAGUGAAAGAUGGGCUGUACCUGCAGCGGGAUGUUGCUAUUUGAAUGUUUUUGAUUUCAUAUUAUGCGAUAUGAAAAAUAAAGGCAAGAUUCUUCUGCCAUUCUGUAUUCAAAAUAUAAAUAGCAACAUAACAUGAAGUCUAGUCAUUAGUGUUAUAUAAUGAUACACAUGGAUGUAAAACAAUUAUUAUUAAUUAAGUGUAAAAUUAUGCCUAAUCUAGAUCUAAGUUAUAAUUAUUUGUGGAAAAAUAUUCAAAAGAAUUCUUUUCAAUAGUUCAAAAGAAAGAUUCGAGAAGCUCUCUUCUACAAAACUUCAAGUAUUAAAAAGAAGAUCAUUAUCUAUUCAGAUUUAUGAAAAAUUGAAUUUAAUCGGCCAACUUUUUUCUUCAACUUUUGUUCAUCGUAUAAUUUGUAGGAGAUAUAAUUCAUUGUAAUGUUUCUGCACACACACACAAAUAUAUAUAUAUAUUAUUAGAGUCCGGUCAUUGUUUAUAAAAAUAUACAUAACAUAUAUAACUUUGCGUUAAACAUAAUUAACUUAAGCAUUCCAGAUUGAUAAAAUGAAUUAUAUCAUUAAUAAUAUGUAAAGUUGGCAUAAAUUUAAACUUUCUUCACUGCACAAUGGAAUGCAAUGCUAAGUAUUUCUAAUAAUCAAAUAUGAUUGACAAUUAGCAUCCCAUUGAAAAGGAAUUACAAGGCAAAUAUUCGUUUAUGUAAACCUGAUUUAAACUUUUGUAGGUAGUACAUAAAUAAAUUUUUUUAAUUUAAUAAAUUUAGGAUUAUUACUGUUGAUUAAGGAACAUUAAACAACUUUAGCAUACCCAACACAUAAAGACCAACACAUAAAGACCCAACACAUAGUUUCUCAUAAUACUGAAUAUUUACAAAAUGUGAAAAAUGUGUUUUCUAAACAUUUGUUGAUAAAUCGAUUAAUAUAAAUUUAAAAGAGAUAUAAUAUUUCU